AUGCACGUCCAAGGGAGCCCUCUCGUGCACGUCUUUCAGGCGGUGAGGGAGCUGUAUGAGGUGGUGCCAGCGCUGCCAUGGCCGCCCGGGAGGAGCGGCCUUAACCGAGACUACCUGGGCGAUGCGGCGACAGUGGACAUGGCGUACAACGCGCUGCUGGACCAUGCCAUGGUCGAGAAGGGGCGCAGUCCCCAUGUGAUCAUGAAGGUUGUGGCUCUGCUCAAGAAGUACCUCUUCCGCUACGGCCCAGCAAUAUCGACGUUGGAGCACAUAGACGGCUUCUGUGCGGACGUGAUAGCGGAGCUCAAGGCAGCGCAAGCGGCCCGCCACCGCCUCGGCAACGCUGCCGCUGCUGCCGCCGGCGCCGACGGCCCAACAGCCGAGUCGGGCCCCGCACUGAUCAAAUCCCUGCUCUACGGGGUGGGCUCCCUCGGCAAUCGCCAGCUAUGUGUGCGUGAGAGAGCAUACCCCCCACCACGCGCCCCAAGCGACCUACCCCACCUGGAACCUUUACGCACAGUGGCGGACGGCAGUGCGGCAGCAGUGCUGCUGGGCGUGAACGUGGUGCAGCUGGAGGCGGAGGGCAGCCCCGACCUGCUGCACUUCGAUACUGUCACUGGCACUGUGGACCCCGUGCUCGUGCGCAACCACAUCCGCCAUAUCACCAUCACCAAGCGCCUUAAAGCCGACCCCACGGGCGCGGCGGGAGACGGGUUGCAGAGCUCCAUGAAGCGCCGCCGCCCGCUCUUCCAAUACCGCUACUACAGCGAGCAGCAGCCUCUACGGCUGAGCGAGGGCGAGAUGGAGGAGGUGAUGGCAGCCGUGUGCUCCGUGGCGGCCACAGCAGCAGCAGGGGGCGCGGGGGGUGCAGGCGCACAUGGGUCGGCGCGCCUCUCGUCCCCCGCUCACCACAUGGUGCCGCAGGUGGACGCUGCUGACGUGGCGGCGUCCGUGCUGAUCAAGAUGCUCAUCGACAUGUACCUUGUGGACCCUCGCUCUGCAGCGCCCCUCGCGCUCUCCAUGAUGCAUGCGCUUCUCUCGUCCAGCAAGCCAACAGUGCGAGUGCGGGCGUUCGACCUCAUGCUCAACCUCGGCGUGCACGCGCACCUGCUGCACCCGCUACCUGUGGAGGACGAGGCGGGGCAGCCCUACUCCUCCGACGCCGAUGCCGCCGAGGCGGAGCGAGGAGCCGUGCGCAGGGCGGCAGCAGUGACCAUGUUUGAGGAGUGGCUGCUCGGGCUGCUCUGCCACAUGGCGCUUUACCUCGUGCAGGUGGAGGAGAGUGACGAGAGUGUAUGGGCAGCAGCACUGAGCUGUGUGCUCUACCUCACGUGCGACCGCGGCAGGACGGUUUUCCACCGCCUCGCCCUCUUGGAUGUGCGGGUGCUAGCAUCGCUAUUGGAGAUCAGCAUAGUGCACGGGUGGGCGCAGGCAGUCCACACGCACCUCGUGCGCAUGCUCGCCUGCCUGCUCUACGCAGCACCGCACCACACCGCACAGCACCCACCAGGGCGCGGAUUUGAGGCAGCACGGGACGGGUUGCGCUUGGACUUGAAGCAGCUGGAGCGUGUGGGGGGCAUCUCCUUCAUUUGCUGCCACUACGCGGCAUCACAGGAGGUGGAGGCUCGGCGCAACCUGUUUGCAGUGGUGAUGGACUAUGUGGCACUGCUGUGCCGCCUGCACGCACACCCACACCACCCCGACAACCCUCCUCCCUCCGAGGCGGAGCUAGCAGCAGUGGUAGCAGCACUGGUAGCAGCGGGGGCGCCGGAGGCGCUGGUGGUGGCGCUCAAGGCGCCCUCGCCCCCUGCAGGCCCUAUCGGCGCUGCCCUCGCGCGCACCAUCGCUGCCCCCCUCCCCCCCGACACCUCCGCUGCCGGCUUCUCCCUGCAGGCGCUGCACCUAGUGACAGACACACUGGACGACCUGAUAUCAGCGCACCUGCGCCUACCCCCUGAAUUCACCGCCAUGCUGCAAUGCACCCUCGCCAGCGACGGCCCUCCUCCCGACCCCCCCCCCUCCUCCACCGCUGCUGCUGCCGCUGCUGGGGCGCCUGCGGAUGAGGCGGAGGUGGGGAGGGAGCGGCGCGCGUGGGGCACGCUGCGCGCGCUGCUGCACUCGCAGCGGGCAGUGGACCGGCGCAAUGGGCUCACGUGGCUGCUGCACCUGCUGCUGCAGCAGCUGCCCAACCUCGCUCCCUACCAGCAGCCCCUGCUCUCAGACCCACAGGACGGGCAGCAGCAGCAGCACGCGCAGGCGCAGCAGCACAAGGGGGGACGGGUGCGAUCAGACAACACGGCCGUGCGGCGAGGGUUUGUGACGGUACUAGAGCAGCUGCUGCUGCUACACGCCGCAGAGACCGAGCAGGAGUCGAGAGAAAGCCGCGGCGCGGCACACGCCGCUGCAGCAGCGGCAGCAGAAGCUCCCGAGGGGCCCAUGGGAAUGGAGGAGCGGCGGGCAGCGGACGAAGCCGCAGCGUCCGCGACUGCAGUUCAGCACCAAGGCGCACAGGACCUACUAGCCGUAAUGAGCAGUGCGCUGUGGCAAGUAAUGUCGUGUAACGACAGCGACCGAGUGAACAUCCUCCAGAUGUGCUCCGUGAUGCUCUGGCAGCUCUGCGUGCCCCGCUUCCUCCCCACUGCCCAAGUCGUAGAGCCCGGCAGCCCUGUCCCCAGCCCAGGAGGCAGCAGUUGGCUGGUAAACCCGCGAGUGGCAGCAGUAGCGGGAGGGGAAGGUGGCGGUGCGAUGAGCCCUCCGUAUGCGGCCGAAGAGAGCGAAUCCAUGGCUCGGCUCUUCCUGCUGCGCAGGGCAGCAGCAGCGAGGGAGCUGCUAGCAGCGCUGCCGACGGCGCUGCUGUACUGGCCGCUGAUGCAGCUGGCGCCCAGUGCGGGGGAUCCCAUAGCGCUGGCCACGGCGGUGGGGAGUCACGGGAUUGUGGGUGCGGGAGGCGCGGUGGACGUGCGAGUGGCGCUGCUGCUGUUGCUCAUUGGCAAGUGCAGUGAUAGCAGUGAGGCGCUGGAGGAGGUUGGAGGAGAUGCCUUCUUCCGCUCGCUGCUUGAUGAUCCCGAUGCCCGCAUUGCCUAUUGGAGUGCUGCCUUCCUCGUCAAGCGCAUGAUGUCUCAGCAACCUGAUGUGUACCGCCGCGCCCUGCACCGUCUUAUUUUCACAGCGCAGCAGACCAACAACGAGAAGCUGCUAGAGAAUCCGUACCUGCAGAUGCGAGGCAUAUUGCAAGACACCCCCGAUGCACUGCACCUCACCUCCUGA
Messenger RNA from Closterium sp. Yama58-4, 3267 nucleotides. Lineage: Eukaryota; Viridiplantae; Streptophyta; Zygnematophyceae; Desmidiales; Closteriaceae. The record is from the annotation of a GenBank genome assembly.